This is a messenger RNA of Lachnellula hyalina, 681 nucleotides long. RefSeq lists its product as uncharacterized. The record is from RefSeq and is a predicted model, not a curated record. Bases 1 to 681 code for a protein of 226 amino acids. Lineage: Eukaryota; Fungi; Ascomycota; Leotiomycetes; Helotiales; Lachnaceae. The transcript has 2 exons.
AUGCAGUUCUCCAGCCUCUUCUUCUCCCUGGUGCUAGCCACCGCCGUCGUAGCCAAGGGCGACAAGAACAGCACCAGCACCAGCACCAAAGCCGUGACCGACAAGAGCCUCUGCAAGGAGAUGUCUUCCCUGAACCAGCUUGUCAAGCUUGCAUCCAAUACAACCAAGCUGGCCGACAAGACCAACAACAACGCUACCAAGAUCGCCGACAUCCAAUCCAAGGCAUCUGAAGCUUCCACUAAACUCACGACCAUGUCCUCCAACACGACCCUCGUGUCAACCUGCGCGGUCAUCGACGCAGCCGCCAAGACGGAUGAUGAAUGCGAGAGCAUGAAAUCCCUCCAGAAACUCAUUACCCUAGCAGGCAACGACACAGCUCUUGCGGAUAAGGCCAAGAACAACCAGACGAAAAUCGACGCCAUCAAGACUAUGGCUACAAAGGCACAGACGAAGCUGGAUGCUAUGACCAGCAACACCACGCUCACAACGGCUUGUGACUCUAUCAAGAGCUCCAAAGCGUCUUCUAAGAAUGGUACCAAAGAUGCAGCAGCCUCCGCCUCUUCCGCAGCUACGUCCGCGUCGUCUACUGCAAAGGCCAAGAGCGCAGGCACCGUGCUGAAUGCCAGGGUUGGGUUGAUCUCAUCAUUCGUCCUCGUUGCUGCUGGCAUGAUGAUGCUGUAG